Messenger RNA from Diaporthe batatas, 4422 nucleotides. Its product is annotated as DNA-directed DNA polymerase gamma MIP1. NCBI's taxonomy places the organism in Eukaryota, Fungi, Ascomycota, Sordariomycetes, Diaporthales, Diaporthaceae. Bases 424 to 3843 code for a protein of 1139 amino acids. The record is from RefSeq and is a predicted model, not a curated record. Gene Ontology annotation, cellular component: mitochondrion; gamma DNA polymerase complex. Gene Ontology annotation, biological process: mitochondrial DNA replication. Gene Ontology annotation, molecular function: DNA binding; DNA-directed DNA polymerase activity; 3'-5' exonuclease activity. The transcript has a single exon.
GUCAGUGCCGACGAGCCAGUCGCACCUGCCCAAGGCUUCCCGCCCAAGACUGAGAUAAUCUAACGCGCAUCAGAGUACGCGACGCUACUGUGCACUCCUCCUGGCACGCUACCAGCCAGCAAAGAAGCACGUUCAUCUGGAAUUCCCCGUCGACCCACGCCGUUCGUGGUCAUGGACUGAGAUAUGCCGUACCGUCAGGCACGACGCCCAGCCAUGAUACCUAGGUACCAUCCUUAGCGCCAUCGUCCAAUCUAUGACCCAGGGAACCCUGAAAACCACUGCCCUCUUUCGCCCCUUUGCGACAACCAUCCCACGACACCUUCAACCCCACCUACGAACGGGCCCAUCCCGUCCAGCCGCCGGAGCCAAACGCUCGAUACAGCCGGCAGCGCGGCGCACAAAUGCGAGACUUGGUGCGAUAGAAUGAUCAGCUCCCUCAGAAGUCCAUUCCGAGGUGCUUGCGCCACCGCGAGCUCUGUCCGCCUGGCGAGGCACCGCGCACACCGGAGAUGGCCAGCACAACUUCGAUGGCAGUCUGCCACUGCCGCGGCCCAAGUCGAAGGCCAGACGGUUAACAGCACGCUUGCUAUACCGUCGACCGCCCGCCAGAACCCCAUCGGGGUUCAGCAGCUGAGCGAGCACAUCUACAAGCAAGUCUUUCCCAGGGGUCACGAGGUCCCCCCUCCUCCAGAGGAACUCGUCGAGCUCUCACGCGAUCAUCUACGGCGUCAGGAUCUCCUGGGCAAGACUACCGACCCGACCGACCCUAUCGCGUUCGUCCUCCCAAAAUUACAAGCCCCGGACACGGAGACGCUCGAUGAGCAUUUCUUCAGGCUCGGCACGGAUGCCGCGGAGCCGUUCCUGUCGUACGCAAAGCAAUUCGCAAAGUCGGAAACGCCCCAACAGCCGAGGCAAUGGGUACGCCGGAGCGGGUGGACAAAAUAUUAUUGUGAAGACGGGUCGGGGCCCGAGAUUGUGGAAGAGGUGGAAGCGCCCGACGAGACCAUGCUGUCAUUCGACGUCGAAGUAAUGUGGGAGGAGAACCCGUUUGCUGUCAUGGCCUGCGCUGCGAGUCCAACGGCCUGGUACGUGUGGCUCUCGCCCUGGCUGCUGGGCGAGACCGAUGUCAAGACCCAGCUCGUGCCACUGGGAGACCCUACGAAAGAUCGGAUCGUCGUCGGCCACAACGUCGGCUAUGACAGGGCCAGAAUACUCGAGGAAUAUGAUUUGAAGCAGACAAGGAAUUGCUUCCUGGACACCAUGUCACUGCAUGUGGCAGUAAAUGGCAUGUGCUCGCAACAAAGGCCAACUUGGAUCAAGGCCCAAAAGAAUCGAGAGAAAGAGCGGACUGCCCGAGCCGAGGGAAACUUCGGCCUGAUCGAAAUGAUGGAGGAGGAGGAACUGUGGGUUGGGAGGAGCUCCAUCAAUUCCCUUCGGGAUGUUGCUAAAUUUCAUCUCAACGUCUCCAUGGACAAAUCUGCACGAGACGACUUCAGCGGGCUGGAUCGAGACAAGGUUAUGGACAAGCUUGACGACCUCAUCAGCUACUGCGCAGCCGACGUCGCCGUCACACACCGUGUCUUUUCGAUCGUCUUCACCAACUUCCUCAAUACAUGUCCCCAUCCGGUCAGCUUUGCCGCACUGCGGCACUUGUCCUCCGUCAUACUACCAGUCGACGAAUCCUGGAAGUCGUACAUUGCCACCGCCGAGGCAAAAUAUCAAGAAUUGUCGUUUGGCGUCCAAGAGCGUCUCAUAGCACUGGCUGAGACGGCCGUCGAAAUGAAAAAUGAUGAGACAAAAUGGAGCAGCGACCCUUGGCUGAAGCAGCUGGAUUGGUCGGGACAGGAGGUCAGAUGGGUAAAGGCCAAAAAGAAGGACGACAAACCAAGGCUAGCCAAGAAUCAAAAAAUGCCUGGCAUGCCAAAAUGGUACAAAGAUCUAUUCCCGACUAAAGAUGCACCUAUGAACAUAUCGGUGCGGACGAGGAUAGCACCUCUGCUGCUCAGGCUAUCGUGGGACGGGAACCCAUUGUUCUGGUCGGAACAGCACGGGUGGACCUUCCGCGUUCCUCUUGAAAAGAAAGAAGAUUACAUCAAGAAGUCGAUGGAGUUUUGCUCUAUGACGGACGAGAAGACAAUCCCUCUACUGCGAGACGACGUGAGCGGAGCUUACUUCAAGGUACCACACAAGGACGGCCCCACGGCUCGAUGCGCCAACCCGAUGGCGAAGAGUUAUUUGGGCUAUUUCGAAAGCGGGGUCUUGACGUCUGAGUAUGCCUAUGCGAAGGAGGCUUUAGAGAUGAACGCAUCUUGUUCAUACUGGAUCAGCGCGCGGGAAAGGAUCAAGUCGCAGCUGGUUGUUUACGAGAAGGAGUUGCAGGUGGCCAAGGGAGAAGAGGCAGGGGAGUCUGCUCGGGGUUACAUCCUCCCACAGGUCAUACCUAUGGGCACCGUCACGAGGAGAGCGGUUGAGAACACCUGGCUGACAGCGAGCAACGCCAAGAAGACCAGGGUAGGCUCGGAGCUGAAGGCAAUGGUCAAGGCUCCCCCGGGUUACAGCUUCGUGGGCGCCGAUGUGGACUCGGAGGAGCUUUGGAUUGCAAGUCUACUGGGCGACGCCAUAUUCCAGAUGCAUGGCGGCAACGCAAUCGGUUUCAUGACGCUAGAAGGUACGAAGGCUGCUGGAACCGACCUCCAUUCCCGGACCGCCUCAAUUCUCGGGAUCUCGAGGAAUCAAGCCAAAGUCUUCAACUAUGGGCGGAUAUACGGCGCCGGCUUAAAGUUCGCGGCCCAGUUACUCCGCCAGUUCAAUCCGGCCCUCUCCGAGCGUGAGGCAUACAACACCGCGACGAAGCUGUACACAUCCACAAAAGGGGUACAGUCCUAUCGGAAGCUUCUCUACAAGGGAAAAUUCUGGCGAGGCGGCACGGAAUCCUUCAUUUUCAACAAGCUCGAAGAAUUUGCCGAGCAGCGCCGCCCGCGUACACCCGUGCUCGGUGCUGGGAUCACGGAGGCGCUGAUGAGCAGCUACGUGAGCAAGGGCGGCUUCCUGACCAGCCGCAUCAACUGGGCGAUCCAAAGCUCAGGCGUCGACUACCUCCACCUUCUGAUAGUCUCCAUGGACUACUUGACCAGACGCUUCAACAUCGAUGCGCGCCUCGCAAUCUCGGUGCACGACGAGAUCCGGUACCUGGUCAAGAACGAGGACAAGUACCGGGCCGCCAUGGCACUCCAGGUUGCCAACAUCUGGACACGGUGCAUGUUCGCCCAGCAGGUCGGCAUUCACGACCUCCCGCAGUCGUGCGCCUUCUUCAGCGCCGUCGACAUAGACCACGUCCUCCGCAAGGAAGUCGACAUGCCCUGCAUAACCCCAUCCCACCACACUGCUAUCCCGCCAGGGGAGUCCAUCGACAUCCAGCAACUACUCGCCAGGGGAGACGAAGCCCUACUCGAUGAAGCCAUCAUCCCAGAAGCCCCACCGCAGCUCGACCAGAUCCAGUACAUCCCGCGGGUGCCCGUCAUGCAGACCCUCAAGGAAGAGGACGCGUCGACGGCAGACCUGGCGUUCAUCAAGGCGCAGAUCACGUCCGACAUGAAGGAGCUCAACGAGGCCUGCGCCGAGAAGCGCAAGAGGACACAGCCCAAGAAGGAGCCGACGAUCCGCGUGCCCAAGGUCCUGCCGUACUCGUCGCAUGCGCGGCUGAUGCCCGAGCCGCUCCUGGUCUCGGAGGCGUUCCGUGCGGACCAGGCUAAGCGCCUCGGCGGCAGCCAGAAGAAGGUUGACUGGGGCCGCACGGGCAAGUGGACGAAGAUCAUACCUGCUAGCCGCGGGGUGGGCUAUUGAUUGGGUGUUGGACGGGUGGGCCUCUUGAGUGGCCGACGGACGGAGGCACACAUUGGCCUAUCGUUCGCUUUUUUUUUUUUUUUUGUAUAUUUUUUGUUUCAUGGCUUGGACCACCAGGGCGGGCCUGACACCUGUAUGACUGCCAUCCCCGGGGAAAACGCAUCUUGUCUAUUCGCACGGCCGCGUGUUACUAUAUCGAUACCAUGGGGCGGGUGGGUGGUCCUCACAUUGAUUGGGGUCGGACAGGGGGUGGAGGGGAGGGAGGGAGAACGCUUCGCAUCUCGUUUCUGGGGCCGGCGCUUGGGCGGGGGGAAACAGGGGAUGGAUUGUAUCCGCGGAUAGCUAGCUAUGUAUGUAUGUACUGGGGUUGAAAGCGUUUUCGGUGAGAGCGGAGUUCCAUCUGACCUUGUUGUUAUAAUUACUGGAGUUGGUUAUGUGCAGGGCCGGCCUUCUUUUGCAGCAGUUGGAUACCAGACAGGACCGGGAAUGUAUAUGCUACUUGUUUAUUAUCACGGCGAGACUUUUGUGAUUCGCUUGGUGUUGGUUGUGGAUAGGCGGUUGUACUUGGCCGCGGCGGAC